AUGUCGUCGGGCGGUCUGAUGACAUGCGGCAUCGGAACCUCCACCUCGUCUCCGGAGACGUCGCCGCCCGGUUCGUCGCAAGACGGAUGUGCAGUCUGCGGAGACCGAGUGAACGGGAAACGGUACGGAGCCCCCGCCUGCCUCGGAUGCAUCGUUUUCUUCCGGAGGGCAGUCACCAACGACGUCACCUACAAAUGUCUAAAAGGAGGAAGUUGCGUCAUAACAAAUGGUAGGAAAAGUUUUGAUGAAUAUUUCCGAAAAUACAAAAAAACUGUUCCAUUCCAGAAUCGCGGUGUAUAUGCCGAUAUUGUCGAUUACAAAAGUGCUACACAGUCGGAAUGAAGGCGUCAGCAAUACAAAGGCGAGACGUGAUGGGACCACGGAAGCCGAAAACCGAGAAGAAGGAGAUAAAGCAAGAGCUGGAAGACAACACGCCCAAUCUGAAGUGCCUUUCGAAUCCUUCGAGCAGUAACAGCGUAUUUGACGGUGAGAUUCAACGAAAAACUUGAUAAGAGAUCAUGACAAAGACGUGAGAAUGAUCGCGAAAGUUUUCUGAUUCGCGAUCUUCUGAUGACCGAAUAAUUGACGAUAGCACUCUGAGAUCAGUUAUCACGAACAAAAAUCCCAAUUCUUACCUACUUUGCAGGCUCACCUCUCCCACGGACCGGCCUCAUCGACUGUCUCGUCCGUCUGCAGAGGUACCAAGUCGGAAAGCAUCGAGAGUUUUUCGCGGCCCACGAAGCGCUCAAUUUGGACGGUGAUUUGUACGCUCAUUUGCAGAAGAAAGUAGGUGUCGUUCAUCGUGCCUUCUUGCAGGGCCUCAUGUCCUUAUUUGAAGCUAAACGGCACGAAUCACCGGCGAGCACGAGCGCAGGACGUCAACAGUAUGCUCAAAUUGGGACUGACGGACGCGGCGACGUGGGGCAACCAGUUCGAACCGUUCCGAAGACUCAGCACUGAGGACAAGAAGCACAUUCUCACCGAGUUCGGCUUCACUUUUAUGCUCGUCGAUCAGGGAUUCAAGACGGCGCAGAAGGCGGAACAGGGCUUCUGGCUGCUGCAAAAUGACACUUUCAUGCACGAAAACUACUUUCUCGGGCUGCCCGAGGAGGAUGCGAAAAAGGAGAAUGCGCAGACGAAAGCAAAGUAAGAAACCACUGUGAAGUUGUUCUAAAAUAUUUCUUUUACAGACUUCACCCUCUUUUCGUCAAUGAAAGUCUCAACUGCGUUGGAUAUCCGUUCCAAAAGCUUCAAAUCGACGAGUUUGAGUGUGCCGUUCUCAAGACCAUCCUUCUUCUCACCCGUAAGCUCUUCCUCCGAACUCAUCCACAUUAUCAUCUUCUUAUUCAGAACGCGGCAUCUUCAAAGAGCACUCAGAGUCUGUUCGCGAGCUAUCCAAUCGGUGUAUGAACGAAUUGAUGGAGUAUUCGGUGCGGAAACAUCCGGAAUCUGCGAUCGAACGGUUCGGAACGGUGAUAUUGCUGACCAGUUCGAUCCGAUGCUCCAUAAAUGCGCUCUACAACCAGACGAGAGUGUCCGAUGUGUUCGACCUGAUGAAGUUUGACCCGCUUGUUAGGGAUGUUCUUUUAUCGUGAGUCAUCUUAUUCUAGAUCUUUUUCGCUUUUGUACAAUUGUGGUUUAAUAUGAUCACGGGGGCGAUACAAGCGAUAGUUUAUACGCCUUUCCUUUCCUGUAAUUAGCUGUUUAGGGUAACAUUCCGUGCAAGCGUUUCUCAUUCGGGGUCCCCAAAGUUCUAGUCGUCUUUGCCUUAUGUAUCUGUGAUAAUAUUUCAUUGUUGGGGAUGUAUUUCUAUAUGUCCCCACCCCCUCAUUUCUCAAUUCUGAGUUAAUUUAUUCGUUUGCUCUCGUUCACCACUACAAUCCCACCUCAUUCUGUGUCACACGAGUAUCCGUCCCCACCCUCUUUACCUCCUUUCUCUCUCUCUCUCUCUCAAAUUUCUAGCACGUUCAAUUCUUUCGCCCCACAAGUCAUUUCCCAUCCAAUAAUGUAGAUCUCAAAGUGAUUUUUUAAAAGAAAAGUAAUAAACUGGUUUUACGUUUUUCAGUUUCUUCUUUACUCAUCCUCCAUCUAACAUUCAUUUCAGCAGUGGCAGUGAUGAGUCCCUGGACUACUCCCUCGGAUAUUUUUCACCGAUCACUGCAUGA
Caenorhabditis sp. 36 PRJEB53466 is the source of this 2165-nucleotide messenger RNA. The record is from the annotation of a GenBank genome assembly. Lineage: Eukaryota; Metazoa; Nematoda; Chromadorea; Rhabditida; Rhabditidae.